Papaver somniferum (opium poppy) is the source of this 3678-nucleotide messenger RNA. Its product is annotated as protein STICHEL-like 3. The transcript has 6 exons. The record is from RefSeq and is a predicted model, not a curated record. Bases 769 to 3018 code for a protein of 749 amino acids. NCBI's taxonomy places the organism in Eukaryota, Viridiplantae, Streptophyta, Magnoliopsida, Ranunculales, Papaveraceae. Gene Ontology annotation, biological process: DNA repair; DNA-templated DNA replication. Gene Ontology annotation, cellular component: DNA replication factor C complex; DNA polymerase III complex; nucleus. Gene Ontology annotation, molecular function: DNA-directed DNA polymerase activity; ATP binding; DNA clamp loader activity.
AAAUGAACGCAUAAAGUUUCAUGGAUAAAGACCAAUCAAUUUAUUACAGAGGUUACAAUAUUGAGUUUUAGCUGUGUAUACAUCUCUAUGUAGUGGUUUGAACAGGAAUAAGAGUAAGAUUCAUUCCCAAUCCAAACCAAAAGACUACAAAAAUGAGUACAACCACCAUCGUUUCAUUGAAGUAUCCACCACGUGGACGAUGUAUCCAAUGUCCUGAACGACAAAUUAUGUCUUUUCUCUACUCUUUCUUUCCUUCAUCCAGACAUGUCUCAGUCCAUCUACUUAUGCAGUGAUUUAUCAAAAAAAUAAAUAUUCCAACUCUGAAUGGCCAAACAAAGAGAAUAAUGCAUUUCCUGCAAGGAGACUACCUAUUUCUUGUCUUCUUCCAUGGUUGCAAAAAUUUCUCAACUCCUCUCAAAAAUCCCUAGCAACGUCAGAAAGUAUAAGUAAUUCCGAGUUACCUAAUCUAUAAACAAAUGUAAAAUAAAUUAAGAAGCAUCAGCACAGACAAGCCACAAAAUUAAUCCUAGAAUGAUGGAUGAUGUCUGCAGUUUAUGAUCUGGCUUGAUUACAGCCCUGGAAAGAAGGCCGGCUAAACCCCAUCACUUGCAGAAGUAAACGGAUUAUGGGGCCAGAGUUGCUUGGUUCUAUAACUAUCAGCAUUUUAUAAUUAUACUUUUAGUGGCCGGUCGAAAAACCCAGACGGCCAGACCCACACUCUCAAAGAUAUAAGAACUACUUGUACCAUUUUAUACUACUUCUGCUUCAAUGGACAGUGAUGAGAAAUUUGAAACAGGGGAAUCAAGUAAUAAACAGCUGAUGGAAAACCAAGAAAGAUCUUCUAGUUCUUUAGCAGAUUGUUCUAAGUAUCCCAUUAGAGAGAAUCCAACCAAAGGUACGUAUCGGCGAUCAUCCUCUAUGUCUUUGCCAACAGAAUUUGCUGAUGCUGCAAUGGAAUUGGCAAUUAAAAGAGCUCCAAGUCAUGAAAGAGAAGAUGAGAAAAGUAUAUCCAUACUGAAGCCUGCUUCUGUGCAGAGUCGUCCAGGUAGCCCUUGGCAAUUUCCCAAGAUCUGCAAGGGAGUGCGCCGAAGAAAAUUCAUCAAUUCAGGCCGGAGAAAAUCCUCAACCGACAAUGGUUUAAAUGAGAUUAUAACUUUGAAAGGCAAAAAUCUGCAAGAUCAAAAUUCUUCAUCUGAUGAGGAUUCGAGAUAUGAGAUGGAGCCAGUGACUCCUGACAUAAGAACUGACUUCAGUGCUUCUGCUUUCUCCAGCUGCGAACAUAAUACCCAGGGGAUCACGAAAAAUAAAGAAAUGAAGUGCUCUUCGAGUAAAGGUCUGAGUAAAAAGUAUCAACCUAAACUUUUUGAAGAUGUUGUCGGGAAUGAGAUCAUUGUUAAGGCUCUCUCUAGUGUUGUGCGGACGGAGAAUAUUACGCCUUUGUAUCUGUUUCAUGGACCAAGUGGCACUGGAAAGACAUCAGUUGCAAGAAUAUUUGCCAUGGCUUUGAAUUGUGAAUCUACUUCAUGUACCAAACCUUGUUGGAGUUGCAGAUGCUGUUCAAGAAGUCUUUAUAUCAUGGAUUUAUGCACUGGAAGUAGAACAGCUGGUUUCCAAAGGAUCAGAACACUUCUUCAAAGCACCACAUUCAUUAAAACAGUCUCCGGUUUCAAGGUUUUCAUCAUUGAAGAAUGUCACACACUACUGGCGGAUGCAUGGGAAGAAAUUUUAGAUGUAGCAGAGACAGGAGAUAGCACAAACAUUGUGUUCAUCAUGAUCACUGAGAAUGUGAGUACAAUGCCGAAGGCUAUAUUAUCAAGAUGUCAAAAAUUCUGCUUCUCAAACCUGAAAGACAUGGAUAUUAACUUGAAGCUAGCAAGAAUAGUGGCACGGGAGAAGAUAGGAAUUGAAAGUGAUGCGAUGAAAUUAGUCAUUUGUAAGGCACAAGGGUCCAUGAGAGAAGCAGAGAACAUAUUGGAUCAGUUGAUCCUGCUGGGAUCCAAGAUUACAACUUCCAUGGUUCAACAAAUUGUAGGUUUGGUGCCACAUAAUAAGCUUCUAGACCUACUCACAGCGGCAAUUUCCUCGGAUACCAUCAAGGCUGCGCGAUCCACAAGGGAGCUGAUAGUGUCAGGCGUUCAACCACAAAGCCUCAUUUCGCAAUUGUCAUCUCUUAUCACUGUAAUCCUCUCAGGUGCUUCUGAAGCUGCUACAUCAACAUCGGCUACUUCUUCAAAGGAUAAGAGACUUUUGAGAAAUGGAUCACAACUCACUAAUAAUCAGUCUCAAAGAUUAUCCCUUGCCCUGAAGAUAUUAGUUGAAACAGAAAAGCAAUUGAGCUUGUCAAAUGACCAAACUACAUGGGUUUUGGAAGCUCUACUACAAAUUGCAUCAGAACAAGCUACCAACAGAAUUUCCACUGACAUUGUUUCGGCAAGAGAACCUUCAGAUGACAAAUAUGCAACUGCAAACAAAGAGCACUCCAAAGUUACCAUAAAUGACCAACAAACAAGCACAGAAAACCUUUUUGAGAUUGAGAAAUGCUCUAGUACAGUAAUACGUAGAGAGGGUGAUUUCAUGCAGUUGGGCAAUAUGGAAGAUGUAUGGCAAAGCAUGUUAUGGAAAGUACAGAAUGGAUAUGUGAAAAAACUCUUAUGUCAGCAAGUGAAGCUAGCAUCAUUGACCAUAUGUAGUGGCAACGCCAUUGUGCACUUGAUUUUUGAGAAAUCGGAAGAUAAGCUGGCAGCUCAGAUGUCAGAAGGGACCAUCUCGGAAGCUCUGAGAAAUGCUUUUGGCCGCCCUGUUACAGUGAAUAUGAGCCUAGAACCAACUCAACUGAAAAUUAUCCAGGAAACCGGUGCCUCAACUACUAAAUCUCAGGUUGAUUGUGGACAUGCUAGGCAAUGCCAAGGAUCACCGCAUCUCCCAAGUUCUGAAUCACCAGGCAGUCCAAAUGUUCGAGCAGUUGUAAUGGGUCGCAGCAACAGUCAGAAGUCAUCUUAUAUAUCGAAAACAACUUGAGGCACACAAAGUUGCCACUUAUCAUAGAGACGUCUCAAACCAGAGAAACCAAUUCGCCUGGAGAACAAGAAGCAAGAAUAGCUCGCCCUCAACAAGUCCUACCCUUUUCAGGAAUUUUGACACCGCGAGGAGGGAAUGCCUAUAUGGAUCAUGGAACUGACCAAUGGGUGAGAGAGGGGAGCCUAAGAGUUGCAACCGAUUUCAUGAAAGCUACUAAAUCAAAGUUGUCACUUGCCUCGGUUCAGAAUGGCGACGCAAGUGUUGAGCAAUACAGCCAAGAUUUAUUAUUUGAGAAUGCGAACAUGGGUACAGAAAAGAUGGAAAGAAGAAACUCAAAGAUGUAUAAAGAUCAGCAAUUACAACAAAAAGGAACAACCAAAGUGUUCAGUCGCUCUUGGAGUUGCAAUGAGAUAUUCUGCCGGGAGACAAAGGUCAGAAGCUCUACAACGUGAACCUAAUCUGACGUACAUUGACAUACAAGUGGGACAAUUAUUUCCUAGCUAGGAGCCUAGAACUAAUUUUAUCACACUUACGUGUACUUAUAAGUUUGUGUGUGUGUAUCUCAGUUUGUGUGUGAAAGAGUUUUAUGUAUGCACAUGUACCAUUCUAAAGUGUUGUAUUUUCCUUGUUAUGCAGAGAUCCGAUUCAGGUAAAACUAAA